AUGCCUGUUCCCUUCGAGGCUCUCCUCCCCUGGGGCAUCAUUGCCACCAUGUUCGGCGUGACUGGUGUCGGUCUCUACUACACUAAGCAGCUUGGAAACGAGGGCAAGAAGACCCGCUGGAACAGGGAUCUGUGGGAUAGAGUAAGUCAUUCCUCAACUCCAUCUCAAUCGGCUGCGGUCGGGAGAACUCGCUCUGAAUGUCCGCUAACACUCGUGCAGCAAAUGAUGGAGCGUGACCUCCGCCUUACCGGAACAUGGAGAGGACAAUCCAGUAACCACCAGGCGCCCCCGGGCUUCGAGCUGAGCAACCAAUGGAAGAUCGAGCGCCGGAUGUUCUAA
Penicillium manginii is the source of this 339-nucleotide messenger RNA. Its product is annotated as NADH dehydrogenase [ubiquinone] 1 alpha subcomplex subunit 1. Lineage: Eukaryota; Fungi; Ascomycota; Eurotiomycetes; Eurotiales; Aspergillaceae. The transcript has 4 exons. Bases 1 to 339 code for a protein of 112 amino acids. The record is from RefSeq and is a predicted model, not a curated record.